UCACUCGUUCGAGUCGUAUUCGAGAGCAACAACCCGCUGGAAUCGGACGCAUUUCUGUGGUAUCGUCUUGUUUUUGCCGCUAUUCAUACUAAAUUACAUUUGUGUAUAUAUUUUUCGUUAAAUAUCGCGUAGUCGGUAUAGUUGCAGACAAGAAUAUUACAUACAUAUAUAUACCACAUAUAUAUUUAUGUACUUAAAGUGAUAUUGUUUCUUGUUUUUGGUUCAAACAUUUACCGUUCUGCGGAAUUCCUAAUUUCAACUAAUUAGUGUGUAGUAAAAUUAGGCGCUCAAGCUUUCAAGCAUAUACACGCGUAAAUAAUUGCCAAAAAGCAAGCAACCACAACAACAAACGUGUGACUACAACAAACAAGUGUGCGCCAACGAUCUCCAUACGGUAUUCGCACAAACAGACUUACUUGGCCACAUCGAGCGAGUAAGGCAAUCGAGUAUCAAGAAGAAGAAGAACAACCUCAAACGCAACCACAGACGCGUUCAACUAUUAUAGAAACAACAAAUCUACCUGAAACCGACAACAACAACGAAAAAAUGGCUGAAGUUGAAGUAGAGCAAAUAGUUGAAGUCACAGAUGAAGUGAGCAAGGAUAAGGAGGAGGAUGAAGUCGAGGACCAACCACGAAGGAUGCUCUUCCCGACGGGGCUAGACAAAGACUCCAUUCGUGAGGCUUACGAGGAUGUGCGCUCUGACCAAACAGACACCGAUUGGGCCGUUUUCAAGUUCCAAAACUGCACCAUAACGUGCACAGCACGCGGUCAAGGCUUCGAAGAAUUCCGCGAGCAGUUCGGUGAAAACGACCGCGCCUUCGGUUACAUCCGCAUACAAAUGGGCGAUGAGAUGUCCAAGCGGCAAAAGUUCAUCUUCCUGACGUGGAUCGGCCAAUAUGUCGGCGUAUUACCGCGUGCCAAAAUGUCCACGGACAAGGCGCUCAUACGUGAGGUGCUGAGCAAUUUCGCCGUGGAGUUGUAUGCGGGCGUUGACGACGAACUGGACAUUGAACUUUUCCGUGGUGCCUUGGAACGCGCGGGUGGCGCCAACUACGGCACUGGUGUUUAAAACGAGACGUGACGACGCAUCAACGAGUCCCUGAUUAGUCAUUAAGUUUAUUGAUUACAACUUAUAUAUACAUACAUACAUACAUACAUAUAAACAUGCAUAUUUAAGACAUUUGGAAAGACGUUUAUGUAUUGUCCAGCGCAUUCUUAUGUAUUUUGUGAAAUUAUUACAUACAUAUGUAUACUUACUAUAAAACAAAUACAAAUACAUAGCAGUUUUGUAAAGUCCAAUGAACAGUUUUAACCAAAAUCCAUAUUGAAAAAAUCAUUGAUACUUAUGUAUAUGAUUAUAUUUGUAAAAAAUGCAAAUAAAAAUUAAAAAAAAAACAUUGAAAAUCACUGAAA
Molecule: messenger RNA, 1415 nt
Organism: Bactrocera neohumeralis
Lineage: Eukaryota; Metazoa; Arthropoda; Insecta; Diptera; Tephritidae
Product: coactosin-like protein
Exons: 6
Coding region: 547-1071 (174 amino acids)
Biological process (GO): regulation of actin filament polymerization
Cellular component (GO): cortical actin cytoskeleton; actin filament; site of polarized growth
Molecular function (GO): actin filament binding
Source: RefSeq, a predicted model, not a curated record